Molecule: messenger RNA, 1501 nt
Organism: Daucus carota subsp. sativus
Lineage: Eukaryota; Viridiplantae; Streptophyta; Magnoliopsida; Apiales; Apiaceae
Product: vegetative cell wall protein gp1-like
Exons: 7
Coding region: 356-1279 (307 amino acids)
Source: RefSeq, a predicted model, not a curated record
AUAGCAACGUUGUGUGGGGCAAACACAGCUGAGCUGAGGUGUUGGGAAGUUCCCGACCCUUGUUGUUUCUAAGAUCCGCUGAAGUGUCUGCACACCUUCCAUUACGCGUCUCCAUAAACCCUUCUCAUCAUAUUUAUACACACAACUUUUCUACUACUUAAACAGCAAGAUGGUAGCUUGUAGUCUUGUAGAUAUUAGUAUUACCAAUUUUACAGCUUUUCUUGAAAUUGCAUUUUCCCGAUUUCUUUUUUUAAAAAAUUUUAUAAUUUAAGUUUUGAGGGGUUUUAGUGGUGAUAAGAAAGAGCUGGGAGAGAGACAGAGAGAGGGAGAGAGAGAUUGGUUGAUUGUGCGGUGUAUGGCGAGUGGUAUUCAUGGCCAUGUUCUUGAAGUCACUGUUGUUGGAUGUACCAAGUUGAAAGAUACAGAAUGGAUUUCGAGACAAGACCCUUACGUUUGCCUUGAAUAUGCUAGUUCCAAGUUCCGCACCAGGACUUGUAAAGAUGGAGGAAAAAACCCCACUUUCCAAGAGAAAUUCGUGUUCACCCUAAUUGAAGGAUUGAGAGAGCUGAGUGUGGUUGUCUGGAAUAGUAAUACAAUUACUUACGAUGAAUUGAUCGGUAGCACAAAGGUUCAAUUGCAGAAGGUUCUGUCUCAAGGAUAUGAUGACAGUCCCUGGACACUGAAUACUAAAACUGGCAGGUAUGCAGGAGAGGUUCGACUCAUAAUGCACUAUGCAAAUGCAAAUUCACAAAAGCAACCAAAGACUUAUGCUCCAUCUGCUCCACCAUAUGCAGCACCGUCUGUGCUAUCAGACUACGCUUACUCGCGACCAACUUCCUACCCUGCCCCACCAUCUUCAACACCUCCAUACCCUCAACCAUCAUCAUCCCCUUAUCCGCCACCGUCGUCCGCAUCUCCGUACCUGCCAUCGUUGUCCACAUAUCCGUACCCACCACCAUCUUCAGCAUCCCUGUACCCUCUGCCAUCUUCAGCAUCCCUGUACCCUCCGCCAUCUUCAUCAUCUCCGUACCCACCAUCAAAAUCAGCAGCCCUUUACCCGCCACAAGCCUCGGCGUACCCCAAUCCAUCUAAUAUUUCACAUCAACAUGAUUCAGCUCCAUAUCCUCCUCAACCAUAUCCGCCACCUUCUGUAUAUCCUCCUCAACCAUAUCCAUCACCUUCUGUAUAUCCCCCUCAACCAUAUCCACCACCAGCACAAUCCUCAAGCCAAUAUCCCCCAGAUCCAUCGUAUACAGGAACCUAUCCUCCACCAUAUUAAGGCUCAAUAAUCCUCGAGUGGAAUGAAGAACAAAAAUAUCAUCCUCAGGCCUUGUCACUGAGUCAUCCACUUCAAAUGAAAACAUGAUGCAAGAUUAGCAGAAUCCUUAAAUCCCAUGAAACUUCAGUUAGAUUAAGUUUGUGUUGUGUAACAUCAAAUGCUUGUCUGGUAUAUAAUUUCCUUUUUUUUAGUUAAUUGUAUAAUUUGAGUGUUCUUGAGCAA